AUGGUCCUGCCCCACCUGGCCUGCAUGGCUUGGCUGUAUCAAACUCAACUGGCGGGCUUCCCCGCGGACCAGGUGCUCAAGUGGGCGCUGGCCACGCCAGUGCAGUUCGGCUGCGGCGCGCGGUUCCACGUGGGAGCCCUGCGCGCACUGGCGCGCCGCGCCGCCAACAUGGACGUGCUGGUGUCGCUGGGCACCAACGCGGCCUACUUCUACUCCCUGCUCUCCAUCCUGCACCACCACGCCGCCUCCCACCACCAGACCCUGGCCUACAAGCCCACCGACUUUUUCGAGACCGCCGCCAUGCUCAUCACCCUGGUGCUGUUUGGCAAGUACCUGGAGGCGGGGGCCAAGGCGCAGACGGGCGCGGCCCUGGCCGCGCUGUGCGCGCUGGCCCCCGCCACUGCCAUCCUGAUCGAGGGGGGCGGCGACGAGGGCGAGCAGCAUGCAGACGGGUGGGUUGCCCCCGACGCCCCGGGCACGCGCCCCGAGCCCGCCGCCGCCGACCCCUCCCCCUCCACGACGGAGCGUGAGAUAGACUGCGCCCUGGUGCACGUCGGCGACCUGCUCAAGGUGCUGCCCGGCGCCCGCGUGCCCGCCGACGGCGUGGUGGCGAGCGGGGCCGGGCACGUGGACGAGAGCCUGCUGACGGGCGAGGCGGCGCCCGUGGCCAAAUCCCCCGGCGACGCCGUGGUGGGCGGCAGCCUGAACCUGCGCGGGACGCUGCGCGUGCGCGCGACGCGCGUGGGCGCCGACUCCGCGCUCUCCCAGAUCGUGCGCCUGGUGGAGGGCGCGCAGCUGGCCAAGGCGCCCAUCCAGGCCCUGGCCGACCGCGUGUCAGCGGUGUUCGUCCCCAUCGUCGUGGUCCUGGCCUCGAUCACGUUCGGCGUCUGGUAUGCGGCCGGGCGCGGCGGCUGGUACCCGGCCGCCUGGCUGCCGGAGGGGCACACGCCCCUGCUCUUCGCCCUCCUUUUCGGCAUCGCCGUCCUGGUCAUCGCCUGCCCCUGCGCGCUGGGACUGGCCACGCCCACCGCGGUCAUGGUCGGCACGGGCGUCGGCGCGGCGCACGGGAUCCUGAUCAAGGGGGGCGACGCGCUGGAGCGCGCCGCGGGCGUCACCCACGUCGCCUUUGACAAGACAGGGACGCUGACCGCGGGGCGGCCACGCGCCGUGGACGUCGCCGUCUUCGCGCCGGGCGUGGCCGCCUCGGACGCCGCCCUGCUGGCCGCCGCGCUGGAGCAGGAGAGCGAGCACCCGCUGGCGGGCGCGGUGCUAGCGCUGGCCGCCGGCCUGCUGGCCGCGGAGAAGGGCGGCGGGGGAGCGGGGGCGGAGGAUCGCGACGGGGCGAAGCCAAUCGCGCUGGCCUGCCCCGCGCCGCCCGCCGCCGCCGCCGCCGCCGGUGCGGGCCUGCCCCACCAGCGCAUGCAGGGCCUGGCGGGGCGCGUGCCCGUCGUGCACGAUUUUCGUGCUUUCCCUGGCGAGGGCGUCAGCGGCCGCGUGCCGCUGUACCGGGACGCUGGUGGUGCGCAGGCGGACGCCGCCGGCAGCACCAGGCCCUGGACGACGGCGCGCGGCGGCGGCAACGCGCUGCGCCUCACGUCACAGCACAGGUCCUGGUUCGCCGCGCCCGACCGCCUGCGCUCUGCCGCGGGCGCCUCGGGAGCAAGCGAGCUGGAGGUCGCGGUGGGCAGCGCACGCUUCCUUGAGCAGCGCGGCGUGGAGGUCGCGGGGGACGGCGCGGCGGACGCCUAUGUCCGCGCCGCGCAGGCGCGCGGCUGCACCGUCAUCCUGGUGGCCGCGGGCGCCGCGCUGCUGGCGGCCGUGGCGGUGGCCGACCCGGUGAGGCCCGAGGCGCACGGCGUGGUGGCGGCGUUGCGCGCCGCCGGCGUCGGCUGCACGCUGCUGACCGGGGACAACUGGCGCACCGCACGCGCCGUGGCAAGCCAGCUGGGCCUGGACCACAUCGUGGCCGAGGUGCUGCCAGCGGGGAAGGUGGCCGCGCUGCGCGCGCUGCAGGCCGCCCCCGGCGCGGUGGUGGCCAUGGUCGGCGACGGCGUGAACGACGCGCCUGCGCUGGCCGCCGCCGACGUGGGCGUCGCGGUUGGCUCCGGCGCCGACGUCGCCGUGGAGGCGGCCGACCUCGUGCUCGUGCGCAGCGACCUGGAGGACGUGCUGGGCGCGCUGGGCCUCGCGCGCGCCACGCUGCGCCGCAUCCGGUGGAACUACGCCUUCGCGUUGGGGUACAACGCGCUGGCCAUCCCCGCCGCCGCGGGCGCGCUCUACCCGUUCUUCCGCGUCCAGCUGCCGCCCUGGGUGGCGGGGGCCUGCAUGGCCCUCUCCUCCGUCUCCGUCGUCUGCUCCAGCCUCAUGCUGCGGCGACACGUGCCGCGGCGCCGCGUCCUGCGCGACGUCCUCGUCGUCAAGGGGCGGGAGGAGGCGGCCUGA
Messenger RNA from Auxenochlorella protothecoides, 2442 nucleotides. RefSeq names its product Copper-transporting ATPase 1. Gene Ontology annotation, cellular component: membrane. Gene Ontology annotation, molecular function: ATP hydrolysis activity; ATP binding; transporter activity. The record is from RefSeq and is a predicted model, not a curated record. The transcript has a single exon. NCBI's taxonomy places the organism in Eukaryota, Viridiplantae, Chlorophyta, Trebouxiophyceae, Chlorellales, Chlorellaceae. The coding region runs from base 1 to 2442 and encodes 813 amino acids.